This is a messenger RNA of Ambispora gerdemannii, 132 nucleotides long. The record is from the annotation of a GenBank genome assembly. Lineage: Eukaryota; Fungi; Glomeromycota; Glomeromycetes; Archaeosporales; Ambisporaceae.
AUGGUGGAAAUAGAAAUGCUCAAUGCCAAUAAUAUUAAUCGAGGAACAAGAUCUAAAAAAGCUGCAGAAACUAAUAAUCUUCAUGCACAAUUCAUCCUCGAGCAUCGCAAGACUACGAUUAACAAGCAGUAA